Messenger RNA from Brassica napus (rape), 1557 nucleotides. RefSeq names its product neurofilament medium polypeptide-like. Lineage: Eukaryota; Viridiplantae; Streptophyta; Magnoliopsida; Brassicales; Brassicaceae. The transcript has 17 exons. The record is from RefSeq and is a predicted model, not a curated record. Bases 1 to 1557 code for a protein of 518 amino acids.
AUGGGAGCUACAAUCCUUGUGGAAGGGAUAUUAAUGGCAAGCAAUCCGGUGACAAGUAUACCAGAAGAGCGUCUGCUUCGAGCUAGAAAUUUCAACGAGUUUUGCAAGUAUCCCUGGGGGAAUUUGGACUUUGAUUAUUUACGGAAAGAAGUGGAGAGGGAUGAUGAAAUUCAGUUUCCCUUGUGCUUGCAUUGGAAAGAAACCAAAUCGCUUUUUAUUGAGGAGGUUAACAGAUUCGACCAAAUGGAGAAGGUUGAUGUCAAAUGUAUCCUUGGAGAUCCCGAAUUGCAUAGCGACUUGGUUGAAGAUGUUGACUAUUGGCUCAAUGGAAGUGUCGACAUUGCCGUUGCUGAAGCUGAAGUGGACGAAAAUAAUUAUGUUCUUGGGAUUGAUGCAAAUGAUCAAGAAAAGAUUGAAUUCCUCACUAAGAAGGUAGUGUCUCUUGAAGAAAAAGUGAAGUACCUUGAAGGUCUUUUGAACAUUCGUGGAGAAACAGUGAAGGAAACUGAGAAGUCAAAAGAAACAGAAGCCGCCACAAAAACCAAGGUAAAUGAACAGAAUGCCGAUUAUGAACUUGAUGAAGCAGAAGUUUUACAAAAUUAUAUAGAUGCCAAAAGACAGGAAAUCGCUAAGCCACAAGAAGAAGAGAAACAAGAAGUCGAUGUGGACGACGGUGAUAAAGAGAGUGAAAAUUCAGAAACCAAUGAAGGACAAACACAAGAGGAAGAGGAACAACAACAAGAGGAUGAGACAGAAGUCAAUGCAGAUGUGGACGUCGGUGCUAAAGAAAGUGAAAAUCCAAAAACCAAUGAAGGAAUGAAGAAAUGUGUAACACCCCCACGUGAAGUACAACAACAAGUAGAGGAUGAUGCAAAAGUGGACGUCGGUGCUAAAGAAAUUGAAAAUCCAGAAACCAAUGAAGAUGGAGAAGUAAAUGAGGAUGCAUCUAAAAAGCCCGUGAAGGGUACAAAGAAACGUGGAAGAGGAACUAAGGGAAUGAAGAAAUGUGUAACACCCCCACGUGAAGUACAACAACAAGUAGAGAUGAUGCAGAAGUGGACGUCGGAUGGAGAAGUGAAUGAAGAUGCAUCUAAAAAGUCCGUGAAGGGUACAAAUAAACGUGGAAGAGGAACUAAGGGAAUGAAAAAAGAUGCAACACCCUCACGUGAAGUACAACAACAAGUAGAAGAUGAUGCAGAAGUGGACGAUGGAGAAGUAAAUGAGGAUGCAUCUAAAAAGCCCGUGAAGGGUACAAAGAAACGUGGAAGAGGCACUAAGGGAAUGAAGAAAUGUGUAACACCCCCACGUGAAGUACAACAACAAGUAAAAGAUGAUGCAAAAGUCGAUGCUAAAGAAAGUGAAAAUCCAAAAACCAAUGAAGAUGGAGAAGUGAAUGAAGAUGCAUCUAAAAAGCACGUGAAGUUUACAAAGAAACGUGGAAGAGUAACUAAGGAACCUAAUGUUGACACCUCCAAAUCAAAAAGACAAAAGAAACAAGAAGAUUCAGCUGCUGAUGUGAUAGGACGUGUAUUGGAAUAUCUGAAAAAAGCAGAUUAG